Nicotiana attenuata is the source of this 3340-nucleotide messenger RNA. RefSeq names its product pathogenesis-related homeodomain protein. NCBI's taxonomy places the organism in Eukaryota, Viridiplantae, Streptophyta, Magnoliopsida, Solanales, Solanaceae. Gene Ontology annotation, cellular component: nucleus. Gene Ontology annotation, biological process: chromatin organization; regulation of DNA-templated transcription. Gene Ontology annotation, molecular function: chromatin binding; DNA binding. The record is from RefSeq and is a predicted model, not a curated record. The transcript has 9 exons. Bases 613 to 2856 code for a protein of 747 amino acids.
ACAAUGGCGGCGCGGCAAAAGUGACCGCGUGAAGUGUGAAAAUUUUCGCUUGAAAACGUUUUCAGCACACAACAUAAAGUGCACUGCACCACUCGCACCCUGAUUUGAAGGACCAAACUGCACCCUACUCACGCCGACCGACGACACCCAUAUGUUAUCGGCUUAGAGAGAAAGCCUCGGGAACGCCAAUUUCUACAGCCAUUCUUCCUACUUUUCAUACUCUCCUCCACUCAACUCAUUCACUCACUUUUCCCAAAACAAAAUUACACCCUCAGUUUGAAGCCCUAGUUCCUACACUCUCGAUUCAAAGUCUGUCUUCGUCUCUCUCGAUUUCUUUCCGUGGAAAAAAAAAAACUAAGAAGCAAUAUUGGAUUUUUCAAUUUGGAGUGUAAGAAAUUCAGCGCCACGGCAUUGUCUUUCUGAGAAUUGAGAGAAUGGAUUGCUCGUGAUCUUGCAUUGAAUAUAUUCAUCACUGCAGUAACUUAGAACUUGAGCACAGAGGUCAUUCAGACUAAAAUGCAGCGCAUAAACUAGUGGCAGCAGGGAUUGUAGGAUAUAAAUGUAGGAUAACUGUCUCCUGAAGACAUUUUUGGUAUUGCCAAGCAGAAAGAGAUGAGAACACAGCUAGAAGAUCAAACUGAGAUGUCGACUCUUGGAAACACAGCAGUGUCACCUGGAAAGGUGGCAAGAACAACUGCUAGGAGCCAUAACACAGCAUCAGCAGGUAAAAUGUCUGAAAAUCCUGGUGUUGAACAAUUGGGAGAUGCAUGUGGAAAUGCUGGUCAAAACCUUAACUUAUCAGAAUGUCAAGAGAAAACACCUGGUCAACCUAGAAAGAGAAAAUCUACUUCAGGAACCCCUAUCAGCAGUACUAGACUUCUGCGCUCGAAGUCAAAGGAGAAAUCUGGAGCUUCUGAGGCGAAUAAUACUGUAGUAACUCAUGAAGCUAAUGAAGAAAAGAAAAGAAAACGGAGAAAGAAAAAGCAUAGCAAGCAUAUAGCUGUGAAUGAAUUCACAAGCAUAAGGGGCCAUCUGAGGUACUUAUUACAAAGAAUAAAAUAUGAGCAGACAUUGAUUGAAGCUUACUCUGGUGAAGGCUGGAAAGGACAGAGCUUAGAAAAGAUAAAGCUGGAGAAGGAGCUAGAACGAGCCAAGGCUCAUAUUUUUCGUUACAAAUUGAAAAUUAGAGAUUUGUUCCAACGCGUUGAUACUUUACUCACUCAAGGGAGACUUCCAGAAUCUUUAUUUGACAAUGAAGGGGAGAUUGACAGUGAAGAUAUAUUCUGUGCAAAGUGUGGCGCUAAGGAUCUGCCAGCUGAUAAUGAUAUUAUUCUCUGUGAUGGCGCUUGUGAACGUGGAUUUCACCAGUUGUGCUUGGAACCACCUCUGUUAAAAGAAGACAUUCCACCUGAUGAUGAAGGCUGGCUUUGUCCUGGCUGUGAUUGCAAAGUUGACUGCAUUGACUUGCUUAAUGAUCUUCAAGGAACAAAUCUUUCCAUCACUGACAGCUGGGAGAAAGUAUAUCCUAAGGAAGCUGCUGCUGCUGCAUCCGGGGAAAAGCUGGAUGAUAUUUCUGGACUUCCAUCGGAUGACUCGGAAGAUGAUGAUUACAACCCUGAAAAUCCAGAUGUAGAAAAGAAUGAUUCGGGAGAUGAAUCCAGUUCUGAUGAAUCUGAUUUUUUCUCUGCAUCUGAAGAUUUGGAAGAAGUCCCUCCUAAAGACGAUGAGCUCUUGGGGCUUCCUUCUGAAGACUCAGAAGAUGACGACUAUACUCCUGAUGAUCCAGAUAAGGAUGAGCCGGUUAAGACAGAAAGUUCAAGUUCUGACUUUACUUCUGAUUCUGAGGAUUUAGGUUUGAUAGUUGAUACUAAUAGGCUGCCAGGUGAUGAGCUAGGGGUUUCCAGUUCAGUAGAUAACAGUAAGCACAGCUCGGCUUCCCAAGAGGAAAAACCUAAAGGUGGCCGAGCUAAAAGAAAUUCGUUGAACGAUGAGUUGUCCGAUCUUAUGCAGUCUCAUAGCCCUCUUGUCUCUUGCAAAAGGCACAUAGAGAGGUUGGACUACAAAAAGCUGCAUGAUGAAACAUAUGGAAAUGAAUCUUCCGAUUCUAGUGAUGAAGAUUUUGAGGGUGAUCCUUUACCCAAGGUGAGAGAGAUCAGAAGUGCCAAAGCUGCAAUGACUUCUCCUAAUUCGACUCCAGCAGAUACCAAGUAUCAAAGUGGGAAGAAGAAAGUGAGUAGACAUACCGAUAGGGGUCUCUGCAAGAAACUCAAAAUUGGAGGCAUGGACACCUCUGAACCUCAUUCAAGUGGUAAAAAGAAAACAUACGGGGAAGGUGCCAUCAAGAGGCUCUAUGAAUCCUUCAAGGAAAAUCAGUAUCCUGACCGUGACGCAAAGGAGAAGUUGGGUAAAGAGUUAGGCCUAACAGCUCACCAGGUCAGUAAAUGGUUUGAAAAUGCUCGUCAUUGCCAUCGUCAUUCUUCUCGCUGGGACACAAUUAUGAGUCAAAAAGUGUCGAAAGAAUCUCCUUCCUCACCAAAUAUUAUGGGAGAACCACUUGGAACUGAAUCUAUAAGCACCAUAAACAAUGUUUUGUGCAAUGGGGUUGGAAAAAUGGAACCACCAAAGCAAUGCCUUAACGGAGAAAAAUGUCAUGCAAUAGAUAAGAGUGAGGGAGAUUUAUUGAUACAGGAGGCCAGUGGGAAAAAAUCUAGAAAACCAAAAGCAAAAAAUGAUACCACAGAUCGAGGAUUGGAUGACACUCCGACCAAUAAGACUUCUAAGAAGCAGAACACACAGAUUAAUAGCCCGAAUUCUCAGAAUGUCCGUAGAAGUAGCAGGUUGCAAAAACAAGGCUGAGUCAUGAAAGUGCUGAGUUCUGGAACAAACAAAUACUUUGAGUGGAAUAUAAAUCAACCUGGAAAGCUUUUUGAUCUAUGUGAAUGAUUAAGAUUGAAACAUUGGCCAGACGACGGGUCUGACACUUAAAUACACAUGCGGGGUUUUGGGGGUCACAGAUAUAUGGAGGCCUCCCGUCUAUCCAACAGCAUUCUGGAGUCUAGGUAAGUAGCAGAAUUUGUACUUAGUAGUGAGGAAAGCUGGAUGUAGCAGUCGAAUUUCACCAUCCAUAUUGGAUGUAGCAGGACUUCUGGAGCUGUGCUAUUUAAAUUUUGAUAACAGUUUACAUUAUGUCUAAAUCGUAUGGUAGACAUUGUCUGAUGUUGCUAUGUUGUACGUAUUGCAUAUUAAACUAUUUCUUUCUUUUUAUUUAUUUGGCUUUCGUGUCCUUCUGUUGUAACUGCUACAGUAAAGAUGAACCUAUUUCAGUUGGAUUGCUGCUCAA